This is a messenger RNA of Lactuca saligna, 2682 nucleotides long. NCBI's taxonomy places the organism in Eukaryota, Viridiplantae, Streptophyta, Magnoliopsida, Asterales, Asteraceae. The record is from the annotation of a GenBank genome assembly.
CUUAACGGUGGUUGCAGGUUCUUCGUCUCCAGCAUUUCCGUCACCCCUCUGCUCAACCACUGCAGUCCUCCUCUGCUCCGAAGAUGCUUCCAAAUAGAACGGGCGAACAUGAUGCUACGAACGAUGGGGCCACAUAUGGCAGUUCAUUGCCUCCCCUCGUUUCCUUUAUCACAGCAAAAUUUCCUGUUAGGUUUGCUUCAGGGUUGUUAGAAGAAAAAAAAAGGAUGAACUAAAUGAAGAAGACGAGCGCAUACAAAUGAUAUACCAGAUGAGGGAAAAAGUUAACUGCUGGCAGUUGACCUCGGAGGAACGAAAAGUUUGAGAUUUUGUUCUAUCUGAUGGAUGCGGCUUUGCAUGGAGGAGAAAGUAGUAAUCAACAGGGUGUCUCAGGCUGAAGAUGGAAAUGGUUUACCAGAGGAAAUCCUCGAGUUACCAAACUCUGAAUCUGCAAAGUUAUAUUACAUAUUCAUCCGCUUCAACAUUAUAUGGAAACUUAAUUGUUUUGCACUCAUAACUUUGAAUUUCUUUGAGAAACCAUUAUGGUGUAGCAGUGUUUCCAAGAUCUCUUGUGGUAACAGAGACUACUAUUAUCUUGGGGAGCUUCCAUACUUGACUAAUGCAGGAUCUUUGGCAUAUAAGGUAAUCUUAAUUCUUAAAUCACUGACCUACUUUCUUAUUGCAAUUCUUGUGGUGCAUACUCUGUUUCCUGUUUUAUAUAAAGGAGGUCAGCUCUAUUGGAGAAGCCAUGUUAAUAAGCUAAAGGCAAUUGCACUGUUAAUUCUGGCUGCUGAUUUAAUAGUUGAUAUCCUCAAUCUCUCUCCAGUGGCCAUAUAUUCAUUUCCUUUGAGGAUUGCACCUUUUUUUAGGGUCGUUUUCUUUAUCUUGAGCAUCAGGGAUUUACAAGAUAGCCUCAUCAUAUUGGCUGGAAUGCUUGGCACAUAUCUCAAUGUUAUGGUUUUGUCACUUCUGUUUCUUUUGAUCUCCAGUUGGUUAGCUCAAGUCAUCUUUGAAGACACUCAACAGGGAACUACAAUCUUUGUUUCUUACCGAGCUACAUUGUAUCAAAUGUUCCUUCUAUUUUCCACAUCCAACAAUCCAGAUGUUUGGAUUCCUGCCUACAAAUCAUCAAGAUGGUCUUCCCUUUUUUUUGUUCUUUUUGUCCUUCUGGGUGCUUACUUUUUCACAAACUUGAUUCUUGCUGUUGUGUAUAAUGGCUUUAAAUCUGAGCUAGCUAAACAAGUUGGUAAGAAGGACCGAAUGAAGACAAGAAUAUUGGGUAGAUCCUUUAAUCUCAUUGAUGAAAAUGCUGUUGGCACUCUUGAUAAGGAUCAAUGUUUCCAAUUGUUUGAAGAACUUAAUAAAUAUAGGACACUAGCAAAAAUAUCAAAACAAGACUUUGAGUUGAUAUUUGAUGCACUAGAUGACAGCCAUGAUUCUAAGAUUGAUGCAUCGGAAUUCAAUGAUCUUUGCAGUGCAAUUGAUAUAAAGUUUCAAGAGGAGGAUGUGGAACCUUGGUUAAGAAAGUUCCCCUUCUAUGAUUCCCCCUUCUCUAAAACACUGAAAAGCUUUGUAAUAAGUCCAAUAUUUGAACGCGUAAUUGUUUUUCUUCUCCUCUUGAAUCUGGCUUCUAUUAUUAUCGAAAGGAUGCUUGAUACAAAAAACAACUCUGGUCAGAAGUUGAUGCAGAAGGUGGAGUUGGUGUUUGGUUGGAUAUAUGUAAUCGAGAUGGCUUUGAAAGUUUAUGCAUAUGGAUUUGAAAACUACUGGAGGGAUAAUCAAAAUCGAUUCGACUUCAUUGUCACAUGGUUCAUAGUUAUUGGAGAAACAAUAACAUUCAUAUCUCCAAAGGAGCUAGAGUUCACUUCAAAUGGGGAGUGGAUUCGCUAUCUUCUAAUUGCAAGGAUGAUAAGAUUGAUUAGGCUCAUAACACGUGUUCAUAGUUUUCAUGCCUUUGGUAGUGUAUUUUUAACAGUGAUCCCAAGUUUGAUGCCAUACCUGGGCACCAUCUUUUGUGUUAUGUGCAUUUACUGUUCCAUGGGUAUACAGAUCUUUGGUGGGAAAGUCAAUGCUGGGAACCCAGAUUUACCAAGUACAGAUCUUGCUGAUAACGAUUACUUGCUAUUUAAUUUUAAUGACUAUCCAAAUGGCAUGGUGACCCUCUUCAAUUUGCUUGUGAUGGGAAACUGGCAAGUUUGGAUGCAGGAUUAUGGGACAUUGACAGGAAGUGGUUGGACCUAUGUGUACUUCAUCAGCUUUUAUCUAAUAACAGUUCUACUCAUUCUCAACUUGAUCGUGGCAUUUGUGUUGGAGGCAUUCUUUGCUGAGAUAGAUCUGGAAGGUUCUGAGCAAGAAGAAGAAGAAGAAGAACAUCGGGAGGAAACAGGAGGGAGGAGACGCCGUGCCAUAGGCACAAAAACACGCAAUCGUAGGACUGAUAUUCUACUUCAUCAAAUGCUGAGUGCAGAGCUGCAUGAAAUACGACGAAGUUCUGAACCUUAAAUAUGUAAAGGAAAACGAUUACACUAAUUGCAACAGUUACUAUUCCAUACUUUCCUGCUUGAGGCCAAUUUCUAAUGUUUAUAUGGAAGCGGAUUACAAAAGCCUAUCGAGAUAGAGAAUUUAGUUUGGUUUUCUUGCUUCAACUAAAAACCCAAAUUAUUUUGAUACUUCUUUUAUGUGGAC